AUGGCCGUGGGCCUUGGGGACCAUGCCAGCGGGUUCCGCCACAACGAGGUGAUCAGAUUCAUCAACAAUGAAGUCCUCAUGAACGGGGGAGGCCCCGAUUUCUACGUGGCCUUCUGCUCGCGGUCCUGGAAUGAGGUAGAGGAUCGGCUGCGCGUCGUCGUCGCUGACCCGCAGGUGCCGUGCGCCAUCAAGAGGGCCUGUGCCUGGAGCGCGCUGGCCUUGAGCGUGCGUGUGGGCGCGAGGCAGCGGGAGCAGCAGGCGUUCCGGGUUCAGUGGCUGCAGGAGCAGGUAGGGGAACGCGAGGCGGCUUCCUGGGCCCUCUGAGCUGCGGCGCCUGCGCGAGGAGCGCGAGGAGUGGUCACGUAGCUGCGCCUCACGCGGGCCGCCUUGCAGCAGGCGCUGAAACAGCGCGAUGUGCUUUGUGGGCGGCUGCUCCUGGUCGAGAGGUCGGCACAGGUCACCCCACUGGCCCAAGAGUUGCUGCCUGGGCCUCGAGCCGAACAACUUGGGGCUGCAGAGUGGCCCAUGAGCGUAGAGCAGCAGAGAGAUGUGGUAGCCAUGGGGGAGCAUGACAGGCUGUAUUUCAAGAGCCAGAUGCCAGCCCCGACAGAUGUCCUUUAUGUGCCGGGACCCCCGAGUCCUUGGGCCCAGGCCGUGCAACCCCCUCUGCCAGUGCCGAUACCAUACCCAUUUCCAUUCCAUGCACCAUUCCCGAUGGGAUUCCCAUUCUUGCCACCUGUACCACCAGCAGUAGCCGUAGAAACAGAAGCUGGAGUCGUCCCAUUUCAGGUGCCUCCUCUGGGCAUCUCUCCACCUGGCCCGUGGGCUGCAGUGGUCUUUCAGGGGGAGAUGGCCCCACUGUGGAACCAGAGGAGCUACAGCCAGGGGGAAGGUCCUGAGAUCCUGCAGGGUACAGUCCCCUAAGGGGAUAUCAGGAGUCUUAACCAGGAAGAAGGUCCAGAGAGGUCUGAGGGAAUGAUCCCUCUUGGGGAUAGUUGGAGCCACAGCCAGGAAAAAGGCCUAGAGAGACCCCAGGGGAUGGUCCACUUGAGGGAUAGCUGGAGUCUCAACCAAGAAGCAGGUCCAGAGAGCCCCCAGGGGAUGGUCUCCCUGGGGGCCAAUGGGAGCUACAGCCAGGAAGAAGUUCCCAAAAGAUCCCAGGGGAAUGUUCCCCGGGGGGACAACAGAAGCCAGAGCCAGGAGGGAGACCUAGAGAGGUCCCCGAGGACCAUCCCCCUGGGGAACAGCAGAAGUCACAGGCAAGACGAUCCAGAGAGGCCCCAGGGGACUGACCCCCUGGGGGUCAGCAGAAGCCAGAGCCGGGAAGGAGGUCCACAAGGGCCCCAGGGGAUGCCCCCACCGCUGUUCAACAGGAGACAUGGCCAGGAAGGAGGUCCAGAGAGGCCUCAGGCAACCGCCCAGGGGGACAGCUGGAGCCCUAGUGGGAGAGAAAACCCAAAGAAACAACAACCUCAGGGGCAGAAGACCAAGCGGCCAGAAGGGAAAAAAGCCUCAGAAUCACACCACCAGGAGAAGUCUGCCUCAGGCUGCAGUUCAGUGAAUUGGGAGUGCCCUUGGUGUAAAGCAAUGAAUUUUCCAUGGCACAAGGCUUGCUAUGAAUGCAAGAAAGUCUGCAUGGCGGUUGAGAGUGGAGGCCCCGACCCAGGACAAACCCACUGA
Molecule: messenger RNA, 1680 nt
Organism: Globicephala melas (long-finned pilot whale)
Lineage: Eukaryota; Metazoa; Chordata; Mammalia; Artiodactyla; Delphinidae
Gene: TEX13D
Product: TEX13 family member D
Molecular function (GO): mRNA binding
Source: RefSeq, a predicted model, not a curated record